AUGUUAUCAUUUAAAAUUGUUUAUUUUUUCCAAGCUGGCAUUGGAAUCUUAGCCAAUGUGUUCCUCCUUGGCUUCCACAUCAUCACAUUCCACCAGGUCCAUAGGCCAAGGCCCAUUGAUAUAACCACCUGUAAACUGGCUUUUGUCCACCUAGUGAUGCUAUUUGCUACUAUGAAUAUUUUAUCCACAGACAUGAUGAACUCACUGAAUUUUCCAAAUGAAUUAAAAUGUAAGCUUGUGCUCUACAUAAUUAGAGUGACUAGGGAACUCUCCAUCUCCACCACCUGUCUCCUGAGCAUUGUUCAGGUCAUCACCAUCAGUCCCAGCUCCUUCUACUUGUCAAGAUUUAAACAUAAGCUCACAAAUUAUAUUAUCAUUGCUUUCCUCUGUCUUUGGAGCCUCAAUUUGUCUUCCAAUAGCUACAUGAUUAUCUAUACAGUAGUUCAUUCCAAUAGAAGCAAUCUACUCAAUGUCAAUAAGUACUGCUCACUUUCCUCAAUGAACUCCAUCAUCAUGGUGCUAUUUCUCACACUUUCUCUGUUCCAGAAAGCAUUCUUCAUAGGAAUGAUGCUGCUGUGCAGCAUGUACAUGGUGGUUUUCUUAUGUAGCCAUCAGAGGAAGUCCGAGUACCUUCACAGCAUGAGCAUUUCCCCAAGAAUCUCACCAGCCAAAAGGGCCACCCAUACUGUCCUACUGCUCAUGAGUAUCUUUGUGAUUAUGUACUGUGUGGAUAUUACCAUUUCAUCUGUAUCAACUGCUUUGUGGAAAUAUGAUCCAGUUAUCUUGGGUAUUCAGAGUCUUGUGGAAAAUGUCUAUGCCACUGUCAGUCCUUUGGUGUUUAUUAGUUCUGAUAAAAGAAUAAUUGGCCUUCUGCAGAAUGUGAUUGAUAUGUUAAAAUCUCAACAAAUUGAUGCAUAG
Ochotona curzoniae (black-lipped pika) is the source of this 918-nucleotide messenger RNA. RefSeq names its product putative vomeronasal receptor-like protein 4. The record is from RefSeq and is a predicted model, not a curated record. Gene Ontology annotation, biological process: G protein-coupled receptor signaling pathway. Gene Ontology annotation, molecular function: pheromone receptor activity. Gene Ontology annotation, cellular component: membrane. NCBI's taxonomy places the organism in Eukaryota, Metazoa, Chordata, Mammalia, Lagomorpha, Ochotonidae. The coding region runs from base 1 to 918 and encodes 305 amino acids. The transcript has a single exon.